Scheffersomyces amazonensis is the source of this 663-nucleotide messenger RNA. RefSeq lists its product as uncharacterized. The transcript has a single exon. Lineage: Eukaryota; Fungi; Ascomycota; Pichiomycetes; Serinales; Debaryomycetaceae. The record is from RefSeq and is a predicted model, not a curated record. The coding region runs from base 1 to 663 and encodes 220 amino acids.
AUGAAGUACAUAUCACAAGACGAUAUGGUAAUAACCAGAUCGACCAUUAAUUCUCAUGCAUCUACCCAAGAAAACAUUGACUACUUGGAAUACAUACCAAUGGAUCAAGAACAUUACUUAAAUAACAAUUUAAACUUAUUAACUUUCAUUAAGUUGAACAAUAAGACUACCUCAGAUGAUUUAAUCACUUCAAGAAUAAAGAACAUUUGCUGGAGAAGAUGCAAUAAAAACAUAUUCAACGUGGAUGAAUUACCACCUCAUGCAAUCAACUGGGAUAAGAAUUCAGAUAUCACUUGGUUAUUUGGACCAAAAGUCAUUGUCCCAGAAAUAAAAGUUGAAGAUAAUACCAUCGAAACUUCAUCAUACUACAGUACUUUUGAAGAAGACGAAGAAGUCUGUUCCUUAUUAAGUGACGACGAAGAUAGCCAAAGUGAAGUUAGUUCUAUCUUAUCAUUUGAAAGAAAGAACUCUGUAUCAUCAUCAGCCAGCUCAUACUUUGAAGUUGAUGAAGAUGACGAAUAUGAAUACAAUUUAAGAUCUUCCAUCAAAAAGUCGAACACCAAAUCUGCAAAGAGAGUUUCAUUCCACUACAUUGUCAAUACCAGAGAAAUUAUAAAUGGUAUCUCUUUUGACUAUGACUUUUUGGACCGUGAAUGCUUAUAA